Molecule: messenger RNA, 6731 nt
Organism: Aethina tumida (small hive beetle)
Lineage: Eukaryota; Metazoa; Arthropoda; Insecta; Coleoptera; Nitidulidae
Gene: Gug
Product: arginine-glutamic acid dipeptide repeats protein
Exons: 13
Coding region: 317-5803 (1828 amino acids)
Biological process (GO): regulation of DNA-templated transcription
Cellular component (GO): nucleus
Molecular function (GO): sequence-specific DNA binding; transcription corepressor activity
Source: RefSeq, a predicted model, not a curated record
GCUUGAGCAGCGCAAAAUGGCAGCCGCCGAUCGAUAACCGUACUGUUGGUGUUUUCCACUGGAUUUUCCGAGCAAAAAAUCGCGACCCGUGGUCGCCACGAAUCGCGACUGCGUUACCGCCGUCCGCGUCCCGUUCUACGGACCACCUCGUACCGGGAUCUCGUCCCGUCCGUGUACCGUUUUCCUGUGACAAAGUGUUUUUGGAGGACACCCGACCCAACAUGUGAACGACGGACGACCGAAUUCGAGGACGUCCGACCGUUGUCCCGUUCCGUGUUCCGUGUCCCGUGUCCCGUGUCCCGAUUGAGUUGGCGAAAUGGCUCAGGCUCAGACUCAGGGAGAGAUUAGGGUGGGUCCCGGCAGCCAGGUAAAAGACAUUUAUGCCCGCCUCCCGGAGUACAGGCCGGGCGUGCCGCCGGAACAACUCUCGCCCGACCCGGAGAACUCCAAGACACGCGAAGAACUGCGCUGGGUGCCCGCCAUGACGCUCGACAGCGAUCUGAUCAUGUACCUGAGGGCGGCGCGGUCGAUGGCCGCCUUCGCCGGCAUGUGCGACGGCGGCUGUCCCGAGGACGGGGCCAACGCCGCCUCCCGCGACGACACCACCAUCAACGCGCUCGACGUGCUGCACGACUCCGGCUACGACCCGAGGAAGGCGCUGCAGGCUCUGGUCAAGUGUCCGGCGCCCAAGGGCAUCGACAAGAAGUGGAGCGAGGAGGAGACGAAGCGAUUCGUCAAGGGCCUGAGACAGUUCGGCAAGAACUUCUUCCGGAUCCGCAAGGACCUGUUGCCGCACAGAGACACGCCCGAACUGGUCGAGUUCUAUUAUCUGUGGAAGAAGACGCCCGGAGCGAACAACAACAGACCGCACAGAAGACGCAGACAAGGAUCGUUGCGACGCAUAAGAAACACUAGAAAUAGUAGAGGAGGUAAUGCAUCUAAUAAUAACGCAGGUCGUACAAGUGGAGGAACUCCUGCUCCGGAAGCGGACAACAGCAGACCGUCCCCACAGCCUGGAACCAAAGAACCGCCCGGUGAAACCAGUUCGGUGACGGAAGACGACAACUCGGAAGAUGACAGCGACAGCCGAGAGGCGGCGCAAUUCCGUUGCACCCAUUGCUUCACCACAAAUUCGAAAGAUUGGCAACUGGGCGGCAAGGCGAACCAGGUGCUGUGCUGGGAGUGUCGGGCCCACUACAAGAAAACGAACGAACUGCCUCCGGUCACGAACCCGCCUCCCAGUUCGACGAACGGCUCGAGCAUCGACAGUCCGGACGCCAGUCCGCAGCGAAUGCGCACACGCAACAAAGCCGCGAAAGAGCAGAACACGAGCACCACCGCCGGUUCGAAAACGAGGCCGAAACGGGGUGGCACGGAGACGCCCGAACCCAAAACGCCUGUCAAGAACUCAUCGGCGGAUAAGCAAAACACCAACACGCCGGCCAAGAAUAAGAAGGUAAAGGGCGGUGACAAAGCCGCCGACAAAGAGAGUUCUAAAACGGAGACGCCUAGCAAGAACAGGAAGCGGGCACAAGAGAAGCACGAGGAUCAGGAACAGGAAGAGAAGGAGAUGGGCGCUGCGAGGAAGAAAAGAGAACGGCCCGAAAGUCCGUCCAGUCUCACGACCGAUUCGGAAACGAUAAACGAGGAACCUGACGCCACAGAACCGGAACCGGAACUAAACGACACAAACAGUCUGCCCCCACCGACCACAAACAGUCCUCCAACUCCAACACCCACUCCCACGGCCAACAACAACAACAACGUGAUGGACUUGGGUCAAGAGACCACGCCCACCAUUAAAAUGGAAACGGACAGCGAAAAGUCAACCACUCCCACUGGUCCUGCUGUUACGCCCACCUCGCAGGUUAAAGUGGGUGAACAGACACCCCUGAACGUUUCUAUACGAUUAACGGAAGACAUGAACGAGAGGAAGAAUCUAAUCAAGCGUAAUCUAGAACCAGUUUUGGACGUUAAAGAUUUCAAAUUUGGCGGUGACGGUAUCAAAGUGGAGGUUAAAAAGGAAGUGCUGAAAAAGGAAGAUACUCAAAAAUCUGACAAGGAAGUGUUGAAAGAAGAAGUUAGGGAACCUCAGGAUAAGUUCAAAACUGAAUUGAUCAUCCCCAAAGUGAUCAUGGACAAAGUACUGAUCAAAGAAGAAUUGGACUCCAGCAACGACGCCAUAAAUUUGAAUCCAAAAGAGGAACCGAUGUUCAAGGAUGGAAUGUACAUGCCAAUGAAAGACUUCAACAUGAAACAACACCCGCCCGGACAGAUGGAUCAAAUAAUCAACAUGAAUCACACGUUUGUUAAAGACUUGAAACCAGAUCCGUUCGGUUACGUUCCGCAAUCCGGGGCGCCACCGAAAGAAAUCAAGUCGGAACCUCGAGACGAACCGAUGGAAUUGACAAGUCAAUCUCGUUCUUCUUCAUCUUCGACUAACGAUUAUCCACCAAUGCAACAACCGCUGAACAUUCCUCAAGUUAUUCCACAAAUGCAAGUGCAACAGCAGCAGCAACAACAACAACAACAACAACAGCAACAACAAAGGGAAACGGGUAAUGGACAGUACGACGAAGAGUCUAAAAGGGUGGAGAAAUUGGAGAGACCGGAACGACUGGAUCGUCCAGACAGACCUGAAAUGUCAAUGAGUAGUUCCAUAGGUCAACCACCUUUGCCUGGUUUAAUGCAGAGUAGUAACCUUGUCACGAUUGGAGGGAGUCAACCACCGAUGGGUCAUUUCGGUUUCAUGUACAACAGUCAUACACAACCUUCCCAAUCACCGAGGGCGUUGGACAAACCACCUCCCCAUCACGUACCACCGUCGCAACAACCACCACCACCACCACCUCCAUCUUCCACGAGUUCCUCGCAGCAACAACAGCAGCAGCAGCAGCAGCAACAACAAAACGAACCUCAGAAUUUGAAAAUCAAACAAGAAAUACCAGAUUCCGGUCCUCCACCUCCUCCCCCACAUUUAUCGAUGGGCUUGCAGCCGUACCAAUCUCAAGGACCGCCUCCAUCACAAAGUCCCUCGAGUAUGGGCCUUCCUCCACCCGGAAGUUUAGGUUUUGCUCCACCUCCCGGACAUUUACAAGCCCCGCCUUUAUCUGCAGAUCCGCUGCAAAGUUUAAAAGACGUAAAAGUGCCCGGAUAUUUGCCACCACCGCAGCAACCGCCCCAACCGCCUUCCUCCGAUCGUCCCUCGUCCGGAUCGUCGGAUAUAAUCAAAAAGGAACCCCCCGAUUACGGUAUUUCUGCUCCGCCUCCUCCUACAACCAUUCCCAGUCCUGUUGCGCCUCCGCCUGAUCAAAAAUGUCCGACCCCGAAAACAGCAAGUACUCCUACGCCUUCGACGCAAAUCGCCCAAACCCCCCCGCCUCAGGGAUUGAGACAACACAACACCAACUCCCCCCAUUCGGCCAUUAACUUAAUAAGUGCCGGAGGAGGCCCUCCUAUUUCACAGGCGCACUCGUAUCCGGGCGGAAUGCCGCCUCCUCCUCCACAUUUGGUGCAUCCGUCGUUCCUACACGCCAUGCAAUUCCACGGACACAGUUAUCCGGGAUACCCGUUCCCGUAUCCGUAUCACACUCCGUAUCCAGUGCCUCCACAUCAGCCCCUGUCUGCUCCCACUUCUUCGCGGUCGGAUAUAGUGGUCGGCGCCCCGAAGUCCAUCGACACCGUGAGCGCCACAGUUAUGUCGUCACAACAUAGCACCACCAGCAGUCUGACCACCAAACGGGAAACCAGAGAGUCGGACGAGAACGGCUCCGAACGGCAUCAAACACACGAAAUGACUCUGACAAAUCAUCAAAGUACGUCGCACAACAGCAGCAUACAUGCGAGCGUCGAAAAACACAAUUACGGCGGAAGUCAUUCGAUCACGAUCUCGCAUUCGACCAGCACGAGCUCGAGUCAGAGCGUGCAGCACAAGGUCAAUCAGAAGACUGUCCGAACUGGUUCGCCACACGCCUCGGUGUCACAGACAACCACAUCAAACCUAAGUCAUUCAUCGUCGUCGAGUGCGGGCAAUCACCAACACACCCACCUGCACACGCACCAUCACAGCUCCGAUCGGAUGUCACCGGGCAACCAACUCUUACGCCACGGAAUGCAUCCAAAACCUCCGGCGCCGCCCACCAACCCGCAUCACCUGAUGAUCCAACCUCCCAACAUGGGACAUCAUCCGCCACCACCUCCUCCCAUGGGCAGUUCGUUGGAAGCUCUGAGAGCUCACGCACAGGCCGCAAGCUUACAACAGCAACAGCAACAGCAACAGCAACAGACCAUGCAUCCACCGCCCACGUCGCCGAUGCAACAGCAACCGCAAAAAAUCGACGACGUGGUCAAGAUCGAACCGGAUCAAGAGUCUAUUGCGGAGGAGGAAGGACAGACGAGCCCGACCGGACCAUCCAGAGGACCUUCGCCUGAACCCAGAAUUGAAGACACAGAAUGUCACAGAAGCCAAUCGGCCAUUUUCCUCCGACAUUGGAACAGAGGCGAUUACAACUCGUGUUGUCGUACCGAUUUGACGUUCAAACCCGUGCCCGACUCGAAACUGGCCCGCAAACGCGAGGAGCGUCUUCGCAAACAGGCGGAAAGGGAACGAGAGGAAAGAGAGCGGGCUCAACAACAGCAACACCAACAGCACCAGGCGCAACAGCAGCAACAACGGAAAAUCACCUCGACACCGGACAAACCGGACGUCAAGCCGCCCUCCAGGGGACCUUUAGAAGCUGCAGCCGCUCACGGAGGCUCUCCCUACGACAGGUUCCAGAGACCGGGAAGUUUCGCCGAUACUCCUGCUUUAAGACAAUUAUCGGAGUACGCGAGACCUCACGCCGGUUUCAGUCCUGGAAAUCACAUGCCCAGAUCGUUGAUUCCGCCCGGGCACGUGAUGGACCCGAUGCUCCAGUAUCAGUUGAACAUGUACGGUCCGGGGGCGAGGGAACGACUCGAAUUGGAACACCUGGAGAGGGAGAAGCGCGAGCGAGAGAUCAGGGAGUUGAGAGAGCGCGAACUGAACGACCGCCUCAAGGAGGAAAUCCUGAAAAACGGUAUAAGGGGACCCGGGGCAGCCGGUGCGAACCCUAUGGACCCGCAUUGGAUGGAGAUCCAGAGGCGGUACGCGGCGGCGGGACUCGCGGGACCACCGGGACCGGCGGGUAUCCCGCUGCAUUUUGCCUUGUAUCCGGGAGCCGGAGGUGGAGCGGCACAACUGUCGCAAAUGGAAAGGGAACGGUUGGAACGUUUGGGAAUACCUCCGCCUCCCGGAGCGCCUGGAGGACCUGGUGGACCGCCUCCGGGGCAUCCCCAUCAUCCGGCACACGCGGCCCAGCUUGAAGCCGCCGAGCGUUUAGCCUUGGCCACCGAUCCUAUGGUCCGGUUACAAAUGGCGGGCAUAUCGCCGGAAUAUCACGCCCACACACACGCACACACGCACGCGCACACACACCUACACCUGCAUCCGCAGCAGCAGGCGCAGCAGGAGGCGGCGGCGGCCGCGGCCGGUUUUCCCCUACCCGCGUCAGGAACGCCGGGUUAUCCGCGGCCCGGUCUGAUACCGGGCAGGGACGGACCAUUGGGGCUGCACCACCCUGAUUUGUUGAGCAGACCGUACGCCGAUCAGCUUGCGCACCAAGCUGCGGCUCACGAGCAGCUUCAGAGGCAGAUGCUGCUCGAACGGGACCGUUUCUCGCAUCCAUCUCUAGUCGCGCAGCACGAAGAAUAUCUCAGGCAGCAAAGGGAGCGAGAGCUUAAGGUACGGGCGUUAGAGGAGGCGGCGCGCGGCUCUAGGCCAUAAUAAACACGACGCUUGUUCUACAGACAGUCUGGAAAGAUGCGGACGUUUUACUGAACAUCCAUCCUCCCGCCCAAACAACAGCAGCAACGGCAGCAACAGCAGCAACGGCAGCAACAGCAGCAACAUCAGCAAGUGCUGUUCUUCAAGUCAUCGGAUCAUUAUGUAAAAUAAUUAAUGAUAAAUAAUUAUAAAAUUAUUCUUAUAAUAGAAAUAGAAUGAAUAUAUUAUAAAUAUGAUACAUAGAAGAUAUCGCUAAUUGUAAAUGGUCAAGCACAAUACGACGAUUAUAAUUUUUUAUUAUAACAAUAUUUUGCAGAUAAACUACCCCGAAACAAGAAAAAAAAAUACAAACAAAUAAAUAAUCGUAGACCACUAAUUUUUGUAUAUCGAUGUUUUUUUAGAUAUUAUUAUUAUAAAUAAAUAUAAAAUAGAGAGUAAGCGGCGCGCGCGAGCGUUUCUGUAAAUAGAGGAUUAAACAUUAUCAUUUCCUGUACUUACAAGAGAGGAAUUUGUUGUCUUCCCUCGUUUUUCGGCCCGUUUUGUGAAUUUUUUAACGAUGUACGUGUAUAAAUUAUAAAGAAAACAAACCGCGUGUACAAACUGUAUAUUUUUUUUAACGGACUGACAUGCUUAAAAGAUUUUCAAAACGCCGCCCCAUUUCAUUAAUUUAUUAUUUAUCGAUGAAUUUUUUGUACAUUUGUACUCGUAACAAAAUUGUUCGUUUCCCCGUCUCAAUAAAAAUAAACGUUUUAAUUUCUGCCAAAGAUUUUCGAAGAUUUGUGUCGACUUUCCGGAACCGGAUCAACUGUGCUUUUUAGAGAGAUUUAAAAAAGUAAAUAAAUAAAUAAAUAAAUAAAUCCAGAGUGUUGAAAAAUGUAUACUACUUAUCUAAUGGAAAAUAAAUAUUAUAAAUUUUUGUACCUCUUAA